Lachancea sp. 'fantastica' is the source of this 1836-nucleotide messenger RNA. The record is from the annotation of a GenBank genome assembly. Lineage: Eukaryota; Fungi; Ascomycota; Saccharomycetes; Saccharomycetales; Saccharomycetaceae.
AUGGUGCUUGUCAACGGUAUCAAGUAUGCGUGCGAAAGAUGCAUCCGGGGCCAUAGGGUGACGACUUGUAACCACACAGAUCAACCUCUGAUGAUGAUCAAACCCAAAGGACGUCCUUCUACGACAUGCUCGCAUUGCAAAGAACUCCGGAAAAACAAAAAUGCAAAUCCUUCGGGUUCGUGCACCUGUGGGAGACAAGAGAAAAAACGACUGGCCCAAAAGGUCAAAGAAGAAGCACGUAGCAGUGGAAAAGGUACUAAAGACGUCAACUGCGAUUGCAUAGAGUCCGACAAAUGCUCAUGCCAUCGCACUCGAAAAACACAUCGUCGCAUGGGGUCGUCCAAAACGAAGGGCACUGCAGGAUCGUCUGUUUCCAUAACUUCUGGCGAUUCACCCACGCUUUCUGCUGUUGACGGGCCGGAGGUCAUAGGUAGAGUAGGGAAAAACCAAGGACUCAGUUCGAUCCCGUCUUUCCACUCGUCUCAAUCACUAGAUCGAGAUUUUAGCCUCGGUCAAAGCCCGCCAUUCUCUCCGUCUUUGUACAAUAAUAGCGCUAACAAUUGGGAAACAAGCUCGAUUACCAGCUCUUUGUUGUCGGAGUCCAGGCUAAAUUUAGUCGACCGUGGCUACUCGGCGUCUGUUCCAAUACCUGAAGAGCAAGGCCCAGAUGGAGAAAAAACCACUCUUAAGGGCAACAAGUCUCGAGGAGACGAGCUAGCAACAUCAAUAGACAAAGUCCCAGAGACUCAUAAUCAUCAUAGUGGAUUCGAAAGCUUUGGGUUUCAAAAUCGCAUCGGAUGGGCUCAAAACGAUACUAAACAUGGCAACAUGGAUUUGUUUGCCGAUACUUCGGAAUUCGGCAACACUAAUUACCGAACUUUGAAGCAGCAUCACCACACCAAAGGUCCAGGACAUCCUUCAAUGGAUAAAGUAUGGAUUCCCGAGUCUCCGCACUCCACCGCUAUAACUUCUCGGUCAACAUCAUUUCAUCGCGAAGUACCGAAAACGUUAACUUCAAGACCUUCUAUCGAUAGCGCUAGCUCUGAUUUCUCAAGAUUUACGAUCAGCGGGACUGGAUACAAAGAGAGACCUGUUGCAUCUAUAACACAAAGUCAGCAGCCGCAGCAGCCAUAUAUCACAGCGCGACAACUGCAAUCGCAACAUAGCUUUUUGGGUACUGACGCUCUACAUCCUACAUCAUUUGAUAUGAAGGACGAGAACUCGCAAAGCGUGGAAGUUUUGUCUCUAACUCCCAGCUUUAUGGAUAUUCCAGACAACUCCAAUUUGUAUUCUGCCACUUCCAACCCAUUUCUGAACUCACAAGGAGGAGCCGAAAUACGGCAGCGUUCCGUCAGUAUUCACAGAAAUCACCGUUAUGACCAGUUUUCGAAACAGCAAACAAGUAGUCGAAGUCACUUGUCGCUCAGUGAUGCCGAUCAUACCAUGAAAAAUGACCAGUCAUUUUCAAAUCCUUCCAGGCGUGAAGGUGUCAACACUGACCCGACAGUCCCGCCAAGAGUACCUGUGAAAGAUUCCCCGCCCACCUACAACGAUGCAGCUGCCACCAUGAGCCCGCCUAGGAACGGACUGAUGACACGGCCGAUGGAGCCAGCUUCAAGCUUUACUUCUGAUUUUGACGACAUUCUGGGAUACAACACUAAUGAUGACACGCAUUCACUUCUUUCAAGGCCAUCGAUAAAUUUGGAUCUCACCACAAAUACAAAUGCAGAUAAUUUGUCCAUGAGUCAGAACGCUCAACUCUCUCCUACAUUAUUUUCCGAGACCGUUGGCGACUUCAGCUUCAACGACAUCGACAAAUUGAUGUCUGACCCUUGA